This is a messenger RNA of Diplodia corticola, 762 nucleotides long. Its product is annotated as 3-ketoacyl-acyl carrier protein reductase. NCBI's taxonomy places the organism in Eukaryota, Fungi, Ascomycota, Dothideomycetes, Botryosphaeriales, Botryosphaeriaceae. The record is from RefSeq and is a predicted model, not a curated record. The transcript has 5 exons. Gene Ontology annotation, molecular function: oxidoreductase activity, acting on the CH-OH group of donors, NAD or NADP as acceptor. Bases 1 to 762 code for a protein of 253 amino acids.
AUGUCUGCCGAAAACGACUUGAAAGGCCGCGUGGCUCUCGUUACCGGAGCCUCUGGAGGAAUUGGCGGAGCUUGCGCUCGCAAACUGGCUCCGUACGGGAUCGACCUGGCCCUCACAUACUCAUCGAGCAAGGCGGCAAUUGACGAGCUAGUUGCCCAGCUCCAGAAGGAUUUUCCGGCUGUGAAGAUCACUACUCACCAGGCGGACCUUUCCAACACCGAGCAGACACUCGCGUUAUGUGAGGAAGCCGCCAAGGCCCACGGAAAGCCCAUUUCCAUCCUCGUCAGCAAUGCCGGGAGGGGAAAACGCUACCCCCAGAUCUGGGACAUCCCAGUCGACGAGUUCGACCUGACUAUUGCAACGAACCUGAAAGCCUCGUUCCUGCUGUGCAAGGGCGUUGCCGAAGGCAUGAGGGACCAGAAAUGGGGCCGAAUUGUCUUCAUCUCGAGCAUUGCCGCCUACGGCGCUGGCGUGAAUGGUGCGCAUUACGCUGCAAGCAAAGGUGGCCAGCUUGGAAUGAUGAAGAACCUGAGCACGAGGCUCGCAGAGUACGGAAUCACCGUCAAUGACGUAGCACCGGCCAUGAUUGGUGACACUGGCAUGUUCCCGUCUACCGACACCGUUCCCGGCGUUGUCGAUACCAUUCCAGUGGGUAGACUUGGAAAACCGGAUGAGGUGGCAAAUGCAGUCGAGAUGUUUGUGAAGACGCCGUACUGUACCGGACAGAGCGUGGUAGUUGCUGGCGGACUCAUGCAUAAGUAG